Messenger RNA from Hyaloscypha bicolor E, 1923 nucleotides. Its product is annotated as glycerol:H+ symporter-like protein. Lineage: Eukaryota; Fungi; Ascomycota; Leotiomycetes; Helotiales; Hyaloscyphaceae. The record is from RefSeq and is a predicted model, not a curated record. Bases 1 to 1923 code for a protein of 640 amino acids. Gene Ontology annotation, cellular component: endoplasmic reticulum. The transcript is spliced from 5 exons. Gene Ontology annotation, biological process: GPI anchor biosynthetic process.
AUGAGUAUCUUCUCCUAUAUCAGGAGCAUCUACGCUCUCGAUACAAUCGAUACACGAUUUACGAAUUCCUCUGGGACCCCAUACAGGACGGUGAUUGACACCAGGACUGAAAAUGCAGCUGCGAAUGCCAAAAGAGAUGACUCGAUUCCAGGGGCAGGUGUGAGGACAGAUCAUAGUGGCAGACCAAUUGCCCAACCUUCGAACUGGAAGACGCCGGAGUUCUACUUCUACUAUUUUGUCUUCAUUACUAUUGUGCCGUAUAUGUUCUGGGUGGCCUACGAUGUUUCUAGACCGUCAGAUCCAAAUUACCACAAGUACGAAGACCUGCUUUCUCCUGGGUGGAUACCCGGCCGCAAAAUUGACGUCUCUGAUGCUCAAUACCACUCUUUCCGAACCAACGUGCCAUACCUGGCCCUCCUUUUAACUUUCCACCCAAUUCUCCGACGAUUAUACGAUGCUUUUCGACCAGUGCCCAGUCGAAGCAACUCCCCAAAACCCAACGGCAGCUCAUACAUUUCUGCCGCUGAUGGAGAUGCUCGGUUGGAGCAGCGAGCGUCCUUCGAUUUUGGCUUUGCAUUCAUAUUUCUGACGGCAUUACAUGGGUUCUCGGCGAUAAAAAUUGUGAUAAUAUUGUAUAUCAACCAUUGUAUUGCUACACAACUUCCUCGAAAGUAUAUCCCGGCAGCGACCUGGAUAUUCAAUAUAUGCACCCUGUUUGCAAAUGAGCUGUCUGAGGGAUAUAAGUUUGAGAAAAUGGCACACUUCAUCUCGCCGCUGGAUGGCGUGGGGCUGGACUCAUCAAGUGCCCUGCACAGUUGGGGGGCAUGGCUUGACAGCUAUGGUGGAAUCAUGUCGAGAUGGGAAAUCCAGUUCAACCUCACAGUUUUGAGGUUGAUCAGUUUCAAUCUAGACUAUUAUUGGAGCCUUGAUAGACGCGGUGGAAGUGCAAUUGAGAAGAAACAACUGGACCCUUCAAAUCUUUCCGAAAGGGAUCGUAUCUCGACACCACCAAGUGCAAAAGACUUUUCUUUCCGAAAUUACUUUGCCUAUGCAACCUACGCCCCCUUGUUUCUCGCAGGCCCAAUUAUAACCUUCAACGACUACAUAUCCCAGACGAAAUAUCCCCCAGCAAGCAUCGAAAAAUCCCGCACAAUCAAGUAUGGGAUCCGCUUCCUGCUCUGUCUUCUGGCCAUUGAAUUCCUCCUCCACUUCGACUACUGCGUUGCAAUCUCCAAAGGCAACCCCAACUGGUCGGACUAUACCCCCGCGCAGCUCUCACUCCUCUCCUAUUUCAACCUCCACGUCCUCUGGCUGAAGCUUCUUCUCCCCUGGCGAUUUUUUCGCCUGUGGUCUCUAGUAGACGGCAUCGACCCUCCCGAAAACAUGAUUCGCUGCCUCUCCAACAACCCGUCCACAAUAGCCUUCUGGCGCGGCUGGCAUAGAAGUUACAACAAGUUCCUCGUCCGCUACAUCUACAUUCCCCUUGGAGGAGCAAGCUCCCGCACCUGGGUGGAAACUGUCCGGACUAUUUUCAACUACGUUGUGGUCUUCACGUUUGUGGCUUUGUGGCAUGACAUCAAGCUCAAUUUGCUGAUUUGGGGAUGGCUGAUUGUGCUGUUCAUGAUGCCAGAAAUCAUUGCAGGAAUUCUAUUUCCGAGGAAGAAGUGGGAGAAUAACCUUACAGCAUAUAGAGUGCUGUGCGGUUUUGGAGUCGUGGGAAAUCUAAUGAUGAUGAUGAUGGCUAAUCUAGUCGGGUUCGCUGUUGGGGUAGAUGGAUUGAAGAGCAUUAUUCAUGGUAUUUUCAGGGAUUACUCUGGUCUCGUGUUCUUGGUCACUGCAUCAUGUGUGCUGUUCGUCGGCAUACAAGUCAUGUUCGAGGUACGAGAAGCGGAGAUGAGGAAAGGCAUAUUCUUGAGGUGCUAA